AUGACCCACCCCGCGGUCACAGGGACACCAGGUCCCCAGCCACCGCACAGCUGGCUGCGUGGCACCACAUUCCCCGCCGACUGCAGGGACGCCGUGCCCGGCACAGAGUGCGAUGGCAGUGAUGAUCGCGUGCCCCGGGCGCUGCCGCCCACCGCCACCACGCUGGACCUCAGCCACAACGCCCUCACCCAGCUCCACGACCGCUGUCUGGCCGCCCUCCCGCACCUGGAGGCCCUCCACAUCAGCCACAAUCAGAUUAAGGACCUUUCUCCGCGGGCUUUCCACAAUGCCUCCUACCUGCGGCACCUCGACAUGUCCUCCAACCACCUGCAGGCCGUCGAGACGCACUACUUCGACGCCCUGGUGAGCUUGGAGGAGCUGCUGCUCUACAACAACCGCAUCACGCGCGUGGAUGAAAACGCCUUCGCCAAGCUGAGCGGCCUGCGGAAAGUCUACCUGAGCUGGAACAACCUGACCACCUUCCCCUUCCACUCGGUGCAGGGGCUGGGCAACUACAGCCUCCGCACGCUGGACCUCUCCUCCAACAGCCUGAGCAGCAUCCCUGUGGAGGAGCUGGCAGCUCUGCCCGAAAACAUCAGGAACGGCUUGUACCUACACAACAACCCCGUCAGGUGCAGCUGCCCGCUCUACCUGAUGCUCCAGCGCUGGAAGCAGCGAGGUUUCAGCUCCGUGAAGGAUUUCUUUGAGGAACACACCUGCAAGGUGUCUGACAACGUGCCCCGGUCCCUGAUCAAGUUCCUCAAAUACAGCCACAUGUUUGAGAACUGCUCGGCAGGUCCCGAAGACGUGCACCCCGUGCCCUUCCCCGUGAUGGUGGGCCAGACCUUCCUGCUCGCCUGCAACACCAGCCUGCCGGCCAUGGCCACCACCUACAUGUGGAUCUCCCCUCACCACGAGCCCAUCAAACACCCGGGGAACAGCAACCGCUCCUUGGAGGUCUACCGCAACGGCAGCCUGAAGAUUGCAGUGGCCAAGCCCUGGCACUCGGGGGUCUACGUGGGCUUGGCCAUCAACAGCCCCCGCAAUUUCAGCAGGCUCUGCGAAGUCAACGUGACGGUCCACUACCCCAAGCCAGACGGGGAGACCUUCAGCACCGGCCUCACGACCCUGCUGGGGUGCAUCGUGAGCCUGGUGCUCGUGCUCAUCUACUUGUACCUCACGCCCUGCCGCUGCCUGAGCUGCUGCAAGAAGCCGGCUCCUCUCAGCCCACCGCAGGAGUGCAGCGCCCAGUCCUCCAUCCUCAGCACCACUCCCCCCGCCACCGAUGGGCCAAACCGCAAGGUCAGCGCCAACAAGCACGUGGUCUUCCUCGAGCCCAUCAGGGAGACGCAGAAUGGCAAGAUCCGCCUGGCCCUCGGCGAGGACUUCCCCGACGCCAAGCACCCCAAGGUCCUGCAGCUCAAGUCAGACUCGGAGUCCAUCAGCUCCGUCUUCUCGGACACCCCCAUCGUGUCGUAG
Charadrius vociferus (killdeer) is the source of this 1479-nucleotide messenger RNA. RefSeq names its product adhesion molecule with Ig-like domain 3 (gene AMIGO3). Lineage: Eukaryota; Metazoa; Chordata; Aves; Charadriiformes; Charadriidae. Gene Ontology annotation, molecular function: protein binding. Gene Ontology annotation, biological process: brain development. The record is from RefSeq and is a predicted model, not a curated record. The coding region runs from base 1 to 1479 and encodes 492 amino acids. The transcript is spliced from 2 exons.